UCAACCGAAAGAUGGACGCUGACAUAAAACUAAACUAAAAUGUCUCGUCUUCUCUUUGAACGAUUGAAUUUUCUUAGCUUUUCCGAGUCACUCUCUGGUCUUGGCAGCACUCUCAUCACUAUUUGCUAAAUCCACUUCUGUUGAGAAAAAUUAACUGUCGUCGGCUAGUUGCAGUGUGAGUGCGUUACUUGAUCAAUUCCUCAAGUGCUCUUAUCUAAUCUACUCGACGAAAAACCAUAUUUUAAAUAAAAAUAUAUAGAUAUUUAGUACAUAAAUUAGACGUGCGUGUACUUGCUGUUACUGGCAAACUCACUGAGACAGCGUCACUUGUGAUUAUUCUGAAGAUGAUCAACAAGGACACAGCACAAUUGUACUGUCGAAAAAAGCAAUAAAAAAAAAAAUCUCAGCGACAAGUUGACGUUGACUUUCUUUCAAGUGCUGGUGAAUUUAUUGGUUUAACUGUUGAUUAAUUUAAGGUGAAUAAGCUGAGUUAAACUUCAGUGGCUCUCUACAAGACAUUGAAUAAUAAUUAUUAUUUAAUGACAAAAAAAAAUCACGUUAAGUGGCUGGGUGGGGCAAGGAAAUUAUACCAAGAGAUCUAAAGUAAUAAAUGACGUGACGAAAGUCGUGUUUAUUUGUAAAAUAAUACAACAAUUGAUACAUGAUCAGUUACAAUAAUAAUAAUAAUAAUAGUAAUAACAAUAACAUCAAUAUCAGCAUCAACAUCAACAGCAACAACGACAGCUGAAUAGUUAACAUGAGCUAUCAAUAACAAUUGUUAAUUUAUAUACCAGUUUAUGAACGGCAAUUCAACCAACAAAACAUUUAAAAGCUAUUUUCAUUCAAUUUAAAUUACUUUUUAUUUAUUCACCACAACAUCAACACUUACAACAGUUACAGUUCUCUUUAUUUAUUUUUUUCUUUUGUUAUUUUUAUUAUUUUCUAUACGAAACCGUAAGCAUCAUCAGUGCAUAGCGGAAUUCCCGGUGCGUGCAGGUCAGUGUGUGUGACCUCGUUAAUCGUGUACCUGCAUAAAUUAUACGGGCUUUAAUUUACAAUAAAGGUUACACAAGGAAAGUACUUUUAUUUAUUUGUUUUUUACUGUCUUGAAGAAAUUUAAAACGCGGCAAGUCAACUGGUAAACAAAAAAAAGCUCAACGAGCCACGAGGAAAUGUCUAAUUUAUACAAAUGACGAGACCGAGUACAAAUAAUUCAGGACGUCAGUGGAAGCAGAAAUUACUGGGAAGAUUGACCUAGCAGUAGAGCAACGCGAUGCAUCGGAGACUGGGUCACAGCAACUAUGACGGGAAAAUCGCUGGAUUAUAUGACUUGGAGGAGACCCUUGGGCGAGGUCAUUUCGCUGUGGUUAAACUCGCAAGGCAUGUCUUCACCGGGGAGAAGGUGGCGGUCAAGGUUAUCGAUAAGAGUAAGCUGGAUGAGGUUUCCCGAGCGCAUUUAUUCCAAGAGGUGAGAUGCAUGAAACUGGUGCAGCAUCCUAAUGUAGUAAGGCUUUAUGAAGUAAUAGACACCCAGACAAAGCUCUACCUCAUCUUGGAGCUUGGAGAUGGUGGAGAUCUCUAUGAUUAUAUAAUGCGCCAUGAUAGUGGAUUAAGUGAAGAGGUGGCACGGACUUACUUCCGUCAAAUAGUUAGAGCCAUAUCAUACUGUCACCGGCUUCAUGUGGUCCACAGAGACUUGAAACCCGAGAAUGUCGUUUUUUUUGAGAAAAUCGGUACCGUUAAACUGACGGACUUUGGUUUCAGUAAUCGAUUUUGUCCUGGACAGAAAUUAGAGACAUCGUGCGGCUCGCUGGCCUAUUCAGCACCGGAAAUUCUUCUCGGUGACAGCUACGAUGCACCAGCUGUUGAUGUCUGGUCACUUGGUGUUAUUCUUUAUAUGCUGGUCUGUGGGCAAGCGCCUUUUCAAGAAGCCAAUGAUAGCGAGACAUUAACGAUGAUAAUGGACUGUAAAUACUCAAUUCCUUCGCACGUGUCGGACGAGUGCAAGAGACUUAUUGCUAAAAUGCUUGUUCGUGCACCCGAGGGACGUGCGACUCUUGAGCAAAUUGCCAGCGAUCCUUGGCUGGGUAUUGAGACUGAUGAUCCCGUUGAUGCUCUACCUCUCGUCUCCAGAGAACAGGUUUCUGAGGAACAUCAUAAUCUUAUAAUUACUAAAAUGGUCAAUGGAAAUAUUGCUACGAAAGAAGAUAUUUUAGAAGCUCUUGAUAAAAAUGAGUACAACCAUAUCACGGCAACGUACUUCCUGCUGGCAGAGAGAAAAUUACGUGCCCAUCGACAAGAACAAGUACAAAAAGAUCGUACAGAACUGGACGUUACCACGCGUCGCCACAAUGAUCUCUCAGUUAAUGACCUACGUGUUGAUCCGAAUUCUUUGGGUAGUAUGAAUCAAUCAUUACUAUCUGUACCAAGAACACCCGGAGACGUACCGCAGAAUUCACGGACGCGUAAAUGCAGUAUCGUCCAAGAGGAAGAAGAUGAGGACGACGUAUCUUCAUGUUCAGGCCGCGAUGAGCAUGGCAGCAAUUCAGCACUAAGUUCAUUCAAUCGUCGUGGUUCCAGGUCAGAGGGUAAAUUGUCACACAUAUUGCAAGAAAGAUUAGCUCAGCUGCCAGAAAAACACGCGGUACUCAAACAGCCAUUGAGACAAAACAUUCAAACACAAGAAAUAAAACCAAAGGAUUCAGCAUCACCGAGUCAUACAUUCACUGUCGUUAAAGUCCAGCAGGAUCCGUCUUAUCCACCGGAUGAAAUAACAACCGAGGAGAAUAUGAAUAACAGACUGCCAUCAACAACAGGAUUAACUUCAACUAUUUGUUCAUCUUCUACAAUAAUAACAGCGCCAACGUCAACAGAAACAAUAACAGCCGUAAGUGGAUUUAAUAAAAACCCUAUUUACAGUAAUUAUGAAAGACCAAAGUCAGCAGCAGAGUCUUUGAAAACUCCUGUACCUGUGCCAAAUAACAAAUGGAAAAUGGGCUCACAGCAUCGCACUGCAAAUGAUUCAAUCACAGCAGUAUCGCCAUCGAAAAAUUCGAAGAAUUUUGGUAUUGGUAAAUUAGGAACAAUAACUACGACCAUAUUAACAGAGUCAUCGACAGCCCCGUCACCAAUUCGUUCACCAAAGACUUUUACCAGCGACAGUAAUCUCCAGCUCAAGUAUAAGACAAUGCCGUUGACGGGUGGACCAGCAGUAUCAUCAAUUGGCGAAAUACAGUCGGAAAAAUUGGCAUUGAAAGAAAUUCUUGAGGAUGGCGACGCGCUGGAGUCGACAGCAGACACUGGUGGUGGUGAUAAUUCAUCUAAGAGUCGCGUUGUAAGACGUACUGGUUACGAACAGAAGCGAAGUAAAUUUCAUAAGACCCGGACGACAUCUUGCUCGAGUUCCGACGCGAGUGAUGAUGACAGUGAGGGCAGAAAGAAACGUGCACACAAAUUGGGUGCGACUUCGGGUAAACCAUUGCCUUCUAGACGAGACAGUCAUGAUGACUCGAGUGAUUCUCAGGAUCCUGGUGGCAGUGGAGGUAGUGGAGCUCGUGGUGGUCUGGGUAAUGGCGAGGGUGUACAAAAUGAUACUGCGUCAAGUAAUACUCGCAAUGAUGGCAAUGAAAACAGUACGUCGACAACGACGACGACGACAACUGGAACAAGCGGUGGUAAAGUUCAAAGGUGUACAGAAUCUCAGGCAAUGACUUUUGGACGCAGACAUCGAGCUGGCAGACGGCGGGCCGGUGAAACACGAUUACGUGAAAGUCAAUCAUUAAACCGUAUUACUGAAGUACAAGAAGCUGAAUUACCAAGUGCUUGUCAUGCUCUCUAUCGAAAUACAACUGUUAUUACAUCAACUUGUAAUUCAACUUCUACAUUAUCAAUUAUUAAUUCUAAAUCAAUAGUUGGAACGGAAACAACAACAGCAAUAAUAACAAUGUCUAAUUCAAUAAAUAGUUUAGCAACUUGUACUACUACUUGUACUUCUACUACUGCAACAAGUACCAGUACAACUACAAAUACGAGUUAUAUAACAACUACUACUGCGACUACAGUACAACGAGCUAAAGGAUUUGGAGCACGACUUUUACAGAGUUGGAAUCUCAGCGCUAAGGGACUCAUAACUCAAGCUGUCGAUAGCAAAUCCCCAGGAUACAAUUCUAAAGAUAAUAAAAAAAAUAAUAAAGACGAUAAAUUUGUCGAGAUAAUACGUGAGGAUAAAAAUAAACGUGAGCAAAAUGGGGGUGUAUUAAAUUUUGACAGAGAAAAUAGCAAAAGUUCAUCGAUUAACAGUACACGUGGUAGUGGAGUCGGUGGUAGUAAUGAUUGUAAAAAUAGAAAAAUAAGACUUCUUACACGUUACUUUGCAGUACACAAAAAAUUGUGUGUUCCGUUGCCGGGUUUUCUCGGUAAAGGUAAAUUGUACAAAGCCCGUUCUUGUGGCAAUAUCUCAAGGGAGCGGGUCUCCCCGUCUUCACCAAAGUCUGUAUUACUUUGUGCAACCAGUGAGGAUAAAUGGCGGGAACGUCACCAGUGGAAUGAAACUAAAGAACACCAGCAAAAUCAUCAACAACAGCAGCAAUUGUUACUGCAGCAGCAUCGCGGCAGUGACGGUGACAUAAAUCAGAAUCUUGGGUUAGCUCAGUUUGUACAAGACAGUGUUAUGAACAAUGGCUGUGUCGGUUUACCAGCCAUUUGUCAUAUUCAUCUUGGAGACCCAUCCAAGUGUUGCAGUCUAUGUUGAUAUGAUUUAUUAUUAUGUGGUCCUCCUGACGGUUUAUAAUUAUUUACUGCAGGGAACAGUGCAAUAAUAUUAUCACAUGUAUAAGUCUAAGUCUUCGAAUAAAUUAAAACAAAUAUAUGAGUAUAUAUAUAUACAUAGUUAUAAAGAAAACAAACAAAUUUCAGCAACAAUAAUGAUAUUAAUAAUAAAAAUGAUACUGAAAUUAGCCGAUGAUAAUUUUUGGGUUUUUCUAAAAGCGAUAAAUUUUAAAAAAUAUUUCAGAAAAUUACACUUAUAGUUUUUUUAAUUUUUUACAUGUGCAUUUUUUUUUUUUUUUUUUUUAUUAUUUUUUUUUUUUUUUUGAUUAAAUUGUUAAGGGCAUUGGGCAGUGCCCGCACUUUUUUAAAAUAUUCAAUGAGUGUGAAUGUCGCAGACAUCAGACAAAAUUAUAAAUAAAUAGAGUCAAUAAUUAAUUUUAAAAAAUUUUUCAAAAAUGCACAUUUAAAAAAUUUAAAAAUUAAAAAGUGCAUUUUUUAUAAAUAUUUUUUUUUAAUUACUUACUCUAUUUUUUUAUAAUUAAAAAUUUGUCUGUCUGCUAGAUUCGCACUCAAAAUAUUCCAUGGCCGUAUUUAAAUUUUGAUAAAUAAUUUUUAAAAAAUUACAGUUACAAUUUUGCCGCGAUAGAUUUUUAAAAAAAAUUAUUUACAAUUAGGAGUCAAACGAAAUUUGAGAAAUAAAUUACAGUAAAAUCUUCAUGUCUUAUAAUUUUGAAUGUCAAAUUUUUUAAGCUAAAAUUUAUUUACAAAAUUUUGUUUAAUUCCUAAUUGACAACAACUGUCAGUAAUUUUUUUAAAAAUUUAUAUUUCGAAAUUGUCCUUUUUUAAAUUAAUGCUUUAAUUUUUAAAAAUUAAUUAAUAAAAUUUUCGUACUGUCAUGACAGUUCAAUGUCAUUGAAUAUUUUUAAAAAAUGGCGGACACUGUUUAAGAAUGCCCUUAAAAAAAAAUCUAAAAAUUAUUAAUUGUCUGCUAACUUCAGUAUCAUUAUAAAAAAAAAAAAAAUAAUCGCCCAUUUUUUUGUAAUUUGCAUAACAUCCAUAAAUUUGUUCGUCGAGUUAUUAAUUAACAGAAUCCUGUAAUGAAUACUAAUAAUAAAUUAAUUAAUUUAAAUUCAGGCCUUUAUUAUUAUAUUGUACAAUUAUUAUUAUUAUUAAAAUUAUUAAUUAUCAUUUAGUAGAGUUGAGGUAUCAGUGUUUACGUCUCAUCGAACUUGGAAUCAAAAAUAGACGGGUAUGAGCAGCGAGAUUAUUGUUAUACAUUACAUUUAUAUUUAUAUACAUAUAUAUAUAUAUUAUACGCAUAGACACAUAAUGACAAAGAGAGAAUUAUCUGCGAUAAUUUGAUGCUGAAGUUAUCUAGUCCGUGUUAUUAAAAAAAAUAUGAAAACAAUAUUGUAUCGAACGUUGCGGAAUUAUUUGUAAUAUUAUUUUAUGUUGCAUGAUAUUAUAUUCUAUUAUUGAUAGAUUAGCGCUAUUAUUAUUAUGUUACAAUUAUAAUUAUAUUUAUAUUUAUAUUUAGAUUUAGAUUUAUAAUAUUAAUGAAUGCUGAUAGUCCAGCAAUCUCGGCUCGCUGCUCGCACCAGUCACUUAUCCGAUAGUUCUAUUUCCGUCCCUCGGUGCUUCCCUGUCUUCGAAAACCCGUAAUUAUAAAUUUAAAUUAUAAAUUAAACAUAUAGUAUAUAUUAUUAUUAUCAUCAUUGAUUGAUUAAUUAAUUUAAAAUAAAAAAAAAAAAAACUUAAUCUCUGUUUUCCAUAGAAUCCUAUAAAUUUGUACCGUAAAUAUUGUAUUGUAUUAUCUAAAUUAUUGUUUAGUUUAUUAAUUACUGAAUUAAUUUACUGGAUGGUUGAUAUUAUUCAAGGAUAAGAACAAAAUUAUCACAAACAAUAAUAACAAUGAUAAUUAUAGAGCUUUGUCUCAUUACCACAUUGUCAAUGCGAGCUCAUGAUUCAAUAAAUGACAUGCCUUUGUGCUGAUUAAAAUGGAAAUUUUAAUAAAUAUAUAAAUAAAUAUGUUGCUCGGUGGAAUAUAAUUUAUAUACAUUAAUAUUAGACGCAUUUUUUUCCAAUUACAAUCCAAGUAUUUUUUAUUUUUACUUUACUCAAUAAUUCAAUGUUUGUUUUUUUUUGCCGCAUUGGUAACAAUCAAUACCGCGAUUUUUUAUAUAAAUAUAAACAAGAAUUUAUAUAUCACUUUUUUAUAUAUUAUUCAAAGCGAUAAAUUAAUAUUUUCUUGCACGGUCCAAGUUGUUUAUAUGUGACUAUUGUCGAGUGUAUGAUUAAUAAUUAUAAAAACAAACAGAAAAAUUUAUUAUUACCCACAUGCAUGUACCGAGCCAGACGUUUAUGUAGACAAGUAAUACAUUUAUUUAUUGUAACUUUUAUGAUAUUAUUUAUUUUUAUUAUUAAUUAUUAUUAUUUCGAUCCUUAAUAUUAUUACUAUUACUAUUAUUAUUAUUAUUAUUGAUAAAUAAUUAAUUAUUUUAAGUUAAUAAAAUAAAGAAUGAAUUAAUAGAAAAAAUUUUA
Microplitis demolitor is the source of this 7308-nucleotide messenger RNA. It is a transcript of the gene Snrk, whose product is annotated as serine/threonine-protein kinase par-1. Bases 1274 to 4750 code for a protein of 1158 amino acids. The record is from RefSeq and is a predicted model, not a curated record. The transcript is spliced from 8 exons. Gene Ontology annotation, biological process: microtubule cytoskeleton organization; protein phosphorylation; intracellular signal transduction. Lineage: Eukaryota; Metazoa; Arthropoda; Insecta; Hymenoptera; Braconidae. Gene Ontology annotation, molecular function: protein serine/threonine kinase activity; ATP binding; tau-protein kinase activity. Gene Ontology annotation, cellular component: cytoplasm.